Haemorhous mexicanus (house finch) is the source of this 2144-nucleotide messenger RNA. It is a transcript of the gene CDC16, whose product is annotated as cell division cycle 16. The record is from RefSeq and is a predicted model, not a curated record. The transcript has 18 exons. The coding region runs from base 79 to 1950 and encodes 623 amino acids. Gene Ontology annotation, molecular function: protein binding. Gene Ontology annotation, biological process: cell division. Lineage: Eukaryota; Metazoa; Chordata; Aves; Passeriformes; Fringillidae.
GUUUGGGCGCUGCACCGGCGGGCGGCCCGCGGUCCGUCGGCGGCUCCGGCACCCAGGGCGGCGCGGGAGGGAGAGACGAUGAACCUGGAGCGGCUCAGGAAGCGAGUGCGCCACUACAUCGACCAGCAACAGUAUCAAAGUGCCCUGUUUUGGGCUGACAAAGUAGCUUCACUCUCUCAUGAGGAACCACAGGAUAUCUACUGGCUGGCCCAAUGUCUUUACCUAACAGCUCAGUAUCACAGAGCAGCACACGCCCUUCGAUCACGGAAGCUGGAUAAGUUGUAUGAGGCAUGUCGCUACCUUGCAGCUAGAUGUCACUAUGCUGCAAAAGAGCAUCAACAGGCCUUGGAUAUUCUUGAUAUGGAGGAGCCAAUCAACAAAAGACUUUUUGAAAAGUACUUGAAGGAUGAAAGUGGAUUGAAAGAUUCUACCACAGACUGGGAGAUGUCACAGUCCUCAAUCAAGAGUUCUAUAUGCCUUUUACGAGGGAAGAUCUAUGAUGCUUUGGACAAUAGAACCCUGGCAACUUACAGCUACAAAGAGGCCUUGAAGCUGGAUGUUUACUGCUUUGAAGCAUUUGAUCUUUUAACGUCACACCAUAUGCUGACAGCACAAGAAGAAAAAGAACUCCUUGAAUCUCUACCUCUUAAUAGACAAUGUACGGAAGAAGAGCAGGAAUUGCUUCACUUUUUAUUUGAGAAUAAAUUGAAAAAGUAUAAUAAACCCAGUGAAACACUGAUUCCUGAAUCAGUAGAUGGUCUUCAGGAAAACCUGGAUGUGGUAGUAUCCCUAGCAGAAAGGCAUUAUUACAACUGUGACUUCAAAAUGUGUUAUAAGCUUACUUCAGUAGUGAUGGAAAAAGACCCCUUCCAUGCAAAUUGUUUACCUGUACAUAUAGGGACACUUGUGGAGCUUAACAAAGCAAAUGAACUUUUCUAUCUUUCUCACAAACUGGUGGACUUGUACCCAAAUAAUCCUGUGUCAUGGUUUGCAGUAGGAUGCUAUUAUCUUAUGGUUGGCCACAAAAAUGAACAUGCUAGAAGAUAUCUCAGCAAAGCCACUACACUGGAGCGAACCUAUGGCCCUGCAUGGAUAGCAUAUGGACAUUCAUUCGCAGUGGAGAGUGAGCAUGACCAAGCAAUGGCUGCGUACUUCACAGCUGCACAGCUCAUGAAAGGGUGUCAUUUGCCUAUGCUCUAUAUUGGACUGGAAUAUGGUUUGACCAACAACUCCAAGUUGGCUGAACGGUUUUUCAGCCAAGCUUUAAGCAUUGCACCUGAAGAUCCUUUUGUUAUGCAUGAAGUUGGAGUGGUAGCAUUUCAAAAUGGAGACUGGAAAACUGCAGAAAAGUGGUUCCUUGAUGCACUGGAGAAAAUCAAAGCUAUUGGAAAUGAGGUAACAGUUGAUAAGUGGGAGCCUUUAUUGAACAACUUAGGACAUGUCUGCAGAAAACUCAAGAAGUAUGAAGAAGCUCUGGAAUACCAUCGCCAGGCUCUGGUGUUAAUCCCUCAGAAUGCUUCUACUUACUCUGCCAUUGGCUACAUACACAGCCUCAUGGGCAAUUUUGAAAGCGCCAUUGACUAUUUCCACACGGCCCUUGGUCUCAGGCGGGAUGACACAUUUUCGGUCACAAUGCUCGGCCACUGCAUAGAAAUGUACAUUGGUGAUUCUGAAGCCUAUAUUGGAACGGAGAUCAAAGACAAAUUAAGAUGUUAUGACUUUGAUGUACACACAGUGAAGACGUUAAAGAACAUAAUUUCACCUCCCUGGGAUUUCAGAGAAUUCGACAUAGAAAGACAAACUCUGGAUGAAAGUGGCAUAGUAACAUUAGAGACAUCAAAUCAAAGGAAAAGUACAGAUACCAGUCGCCCAUUGGAAGAAACAUUUGAGAUUGAAAUGAAUGAAAGUGAUAUGAUGUUAGAAACAUCAAUGUCAGACCAUAGUACGUGACCAUAAAUACUGGGAGAGAGUUCAUUUUGUCUAAGUGUACUAUGUUUGUUUUAGCAUUUUUGUUAUGGUGUUGUACUUUCAUGAAUUUGCUAUUUUUUUAUAUGAAUUCAAACUAUUAUGUACUUAACACCGGGAGUUUUAUAGUUCCUACUUUAUAAAUAUUCCUUUCCUGAUAGCACUCUUAUGAAUCCCCA